CUAAAGAGAACCUCUAAAGAGCUGCUCCAAGUAAAACAUCUAACUUAUAACCUACACUUACAUUUUCGUCCAUACGAACCAUUACAACUUUCUCUGGUUCCCAAUUCGACACCCAUACAACCAAUUCGAAUAGAACAAAACCUCCCACAUUAUAUUCCAAUUCAAUUCCAAUCGAAACAGAUGCCGUGCUAGCGCCGUUGCCGGCUAGACCAAGUCUCGAAGAGCCUGCUGCAGCAAGUGUUGCGCUGGAGAAGUUGUUGGAGUGUUGGAGUGCUGGACGGAUAAUAACAAUAAGAAGAAGAAGAAGAAUUAUAGCUUUUUCGCUAUGAACGGCUAUAACGAGAAAAGUCACCACUACGAUGACGAACCCGAACCUGGCAGCUUCGUGCGCGCCUUUGACGCUUUUCCGAAAGCGAAACCCCAAUAUGUGACGCGAACGUCGGGCGGCGGGAAGUGGACGGUCGUGAUGUACGUGGUGUCGUGCGUGCUGCUGUGGUCGGAGGCCGCGCGGUGGUGGCGCGGGGAGGAGACGCACACGUUCGCGGUCGAGAAGGGCGUUAGCCACAGCAUGCAGAUCAACCUGGACAUCGUGGUCAAGAUGCAGUGCAAGGACCUGCACGUCAACGUCCAGGACGCCUCGGGCGACCUCAUCCGCGCGGGCACCCGUCUGCGCGAGGACGGCACCCACUGGGGCCACUGGGUCGACGCCAAGGGUAUCCACAAGCUCGGCCGGGACAGCCACGGGCGCGCCGUCACGGGCGCCGGCUGGCACGAGGAAGGGUUCGGCGAGGAGCACGUCCACGAUAUCGUCUCCAUGGGCCGCAAGAAGGCCCGCUGGGCCAAGACCCCGAGGCUGUGGGGCGCCGAGAACAACGCCUGUCGCAUCUUCGGCAGCCUGGAUCUGAAUAAGGUCCAGGGCGAUUUCCAUAUCACCGCUAGAGGCCACGGGUAUACGGAUGCUGCGAUGCCGGCGCAUUUGGAUCACAGCGCGUUCAACUUCUCGCACGUCAUAUCAGAGCUCUCGUUCGGGCCGUACUACCCGUCCCUCGUAAACCCCCUCGACCGGACCAUCAACAUCGCCGAGUCGCACUUCUACAAGUUCCAGUACUUCAUGUCGGUAGUCCCCACGAUCUACAGCGUGCAGCGGGGCGCCGGGUCCUCGGCGUCGGCCGAGCACACCAUCUUCACGAACCAGUACGCGGUGACGGAGCAGAGCAAGGAGGUCGGCGAGCGCAUGGUCCCGGGGCUCUUCUUCAAGUACGACAUCGAGCCCAUCCUCCUGCACGUCGAGGAGCGCCGCGCCGGCCUCGUCGCCUUCGCCAUCAAGAUCAUCAACAUCCUCUCGGGCGUCCUCGUCGCCUGCAAUUGGGGCUUCACCUUGAGCGAGUGGCUCCGCGAGGUCGUGGGCCGCAGGAGGAGGAGCCAGGUCGGCGAAGGGGUUAUCGGUGCUAAGGACGGGUACGACGAGUAGAACCUGAACCUGAACCUGGACUAAACGAAACUAAACUAAAACCCCGACCCCUUUUUCUUUGAAUCACUGAAGAUUGGGAAGAAAGGGGGAGGGUUAUAGUUGGUUGGUCUUGUAGUAUAUAGCGCUAGAUGGUUAGGCGAAGCAAGCAUCGUGUUUUGUGGUUUUCUUUUGGCUAGGCAUUUUCUUCUUGUUCUAGAGCCAUGGAGUUCCGGAGGGAGGCGGGGGCGACACGGCGAGGUUCGGUACAUAGCAAGCAAGUAUCAACAUGAAUGAUUCGAAAGACAACGAAUGGCUUGAGGCGUACUUUUUUUUGUGAGGUUCUUGUUGCUAGUUCAUGUUGCGUUUCUGUUUUAUUCGAUUGUGAAAUGAAAACAGGGAAGAAGAGGAAAGAAGGAAAGGGGGAUAGGGG
Daldinia caldariorum is the source of this 1880-nucleotide messenger RNA. RefSeq names its product DUF1692-domain-containing protein. Gene Ontology annotation, biological process: retrograde vesicle-mediated transport, Golgi to endoplasmic reticulum; endoplasmic reticulum to Golgi vesicle-mediated transport. The transcript is spliced from 3 exons. Lineage: Eukaryota; Fungi; Ascomycota; Sordariomycetes; Xylariales; Hypoxylaceae. The record is from RefSeq and is a predicted model, not a curated record. Gene Ontology annotation, cellular component: Golgi membrane; endoplasmic reticulum membrane; endoplasmic reticulum. Bases 326 to 1471 code for a protein of 381 amino acids.